Molecule: messenger RNA, 1017 nt
Organism: Brachypodium distachyon (stiff brome)
Lineage: Eukaryota; Viridiplantae; Streptophyta; Magnoliopsida; Poales; Poaceae
Exons: 7
Coding region: 74-775 (233 amino acids)
Biological process (GO): protein ubiquitination
Cellular component (GO): membrane
Molecular function (GO): zinc ion binding; ubiquitin-protein transferase activity
Source: RefSeq, a predicted model, not a curated record
GGCUAUUUAACCCCCACCCACAUAAAUCCAUCGGAAAGGGACAGAGAAAGCAGCAGAGCAGCCAAAGAGAGCGAUGUCAGUUGUAUUGGAAGGAGGAAGAAACGAAUUGAUGGAACAAGAAGACGUCCUCUCUUCUUCCUCCUCCGGUUUCUGCUCCCUGAGGCAGUGCAGAAUUUGCCAUGAGGAGGAUGAUGAGAGGUGUGCAGCAAUGGAGUCUCCUUGCGCAUGCUCUGGCUCUCUCAAGUAUACUCAUAGGGGAUGUGUGCAGAGGUGGUGUGAUGAGAAGGGGAGCACCCUCUGUGAGAUUUGUCUUCAGAAUUUCGAGCCAGGCUACACAGUACCUCCCAAGAAAGCUCCGGUUGUUGAAAUGCCAAUCACUGUCAACGAGGAUGAGGAAGAGGAGGUGCUGGAUGAACAUCAGGGAAUUCAAUAUGCGGCAUCAGAUGGGCCAAUGGACGGCUCAGAUCGUGCUGAUUGCUCAUGGUGCCGGUCGUUGACGAUAACGUUCACCAUUGUACUACUGGUGUGGCAUCUCAUUGCCGUGGUGACAAUAGAAGCGGCGGAGCACUGCGCAUUCAGCAUCCUCACGAUGUACUUACUUCGGGCUGCUGGAAUCUUGCUUCCAUUCUAUGCUGUCAUGAGACUGAUCCGCAUGAUUCAAAACGGGCGGCCGCAGUACCGGUUGCAGCUGCUAGAGGAACAAACAAAUGUAUCAAACUUGCACAGUAUGCAUAACCAGGAGCAGGAGCGGCAGCUUGUAAUUAAUGUUCACUGAACAAAGUGUACAUAAUGCAUUGUAGGGGGCAAAUGUGCAACCAGAACAUCAUUUUUAAACUAUCAAUAUAAAUAUUUAAACAUUUAGAUAGUAAAGUUAAAAACUACAGGUGCUGCAAUCUAGCUUAGUUCCCUGUGCCAUGGAAGACUCGAAUAGAAGUGAAAAAAUGAAACAAAGGAAAAAAGGAUCAUGAUAUUGCAGUCUUGCUUACAAUUUUUCAUAACAAUGUUGGCAUGAGAACA